UGUCUGUAGGUGGUGAAGCCUCGAUGGGGACACUUUUGUUUUUAUGCUAAUAUUUUCUUUUACAAACUGCGGCGCUUUUGUCAACGCUCAGGUUUAUAUUGGGGGGAAUGAUGACAACAUGUAUCUGUGGUUGAGGAAGCUGCCGUGUUCCUGAAGAGCCUCUUGAGAUCGUCUAAGCCUCUGCUAUGAGUUGUUUGGAUGUUAUGUAUCAUCAGAGUUAUGGAGCUCAUCACUACUUGCCCGCGACAUCAGCAGCAGCGGCUUACAAAGCGGCAUAUUACCAGCACCAGCAGCAGCAGCAGCAGCAGCAGCACCAGCAGCAGCAGCAGCAACAGAAGAAGUUCAGUGACUACAGCAGGAUGCAGGAUUCUGGGGAGUUUCCCUCUCACUGUGGCCAGAGUAAGCAGUCUGGAGCGCUGAAGCCCCGUCCUGAGCCUGAGCUUCCACGAGAGGAGGAGCAGAGCGCUGACGAAGAAGAGCGCUGCAAGGAGACGCAGCCCGCCGAGGCUGAGUACUUGAGUGCCAGGUGUGUGGUGUUCACCUAUUUCCGUGGAGACAUCGGGGAUGUGGUGGACGAGCAUUUCUCACGUGCGUUGAGCCAGCCCAGCACCUUCAGCAAUGAUGCCAAGACCAGGAGACUUCACUCUGGAGGACCAUGGAAAGAAGGAAACUCCCACUCCGAGGGUCAACAUUUACCGUCGUCCCUGUGGGGUAGCGGCUACCCAUCUCAGACCUCCUCUCACCCUGCCUUCCACCCUGCAGACACUGGUCUCUGGAGCAGCCACAGCCUCACGCAGACUGGCCUGCCCCCUCCCUCUGCUCUCCCUGACUCUUGGCACUACGGCCUGGGAGCGCAGGGUGGAGCGGGAUACCCUCACGUACACGAGAUGUACCCUCACAUGCACCUCCGUCACCCACACCCGCACUCCCAUGCCCACGCCCACCACGUGCUCCAUCACGCCCACAACCCCGCUCUGGACCCGCGCUUCAGCCCGCUUCUGCUGCCCGGUGUGAGAGCGUCUUGCAGCCCGACGUCCUGCGCAGACGGAAUCAAAACUGAGCUGGAACCGAGUAGCAUCCCAGCACCAAGCUGGCCCGCUUCUUUCCAUGGGUCAGUGGACAUCUAUCAUGAUACAGAAGGAAACUCCCACUCCGAGGGUCAACAUUUACCGUCGUCCCUGUGGGGUAGCGGCUACCCAUCUCAGACCUCCUCUCACCCUGCCUUCCACCCUGCAGACACUGGUCUCUGGAGCAGCCACAGCCUCACGCAGACUGGCCUGCCCCCUCCCUCUGCUCUCCCUGACUCUUGGCACUACGGCCUGGGAGCGCAGGGUGGAGCGGGAUACCCUCACGUACACGAGAUGUACCCUCACAUGCACCUCCGUCACCCACACCCGCACUCCCAUGCCCACGCCCACCACGUGCUCCAUCACGCCCACAACCCCGCUCUGGACCCGCGCUUCAGCCCGCUUCUGCUGCCCGGUGUGAGAGCGUCUUGCAGCCCGACGUCCUGCGCAGACGGAAUCAAAACUGAGCUGGAACCGAGUAGCAUCCCAGCACCAAGCUGGCCCGCUUCUUUCCAUGGGUCAGUGGACAUCUAUCAUGAUACAGCGCUUGAGCAAGACAAAGCGAAGGCCAGUGUUUGGUUCUGAUUCAGAGAAGAUUCACUGGACUCCAUGCCUGAGACGGGACCACUUCUGCAGCUGAGGCCCACAGCACUGCGUGUGGAUUCCUUCCUCACAGGACUUUCAUGGGACCUAUUCAGGGGAACAUCAGUCUCUAUCAGUGAGACAAGCACAAAAACUGCUUUGGGGAAAACUAGUGUUUUUGUAUAAAUAUCAUCCUGUCUGAGCUUGUGCCCGCUCAUGGACAGAGAUCCAGUUCAGGACGCUUUUGUAAAGAGCUGUGGACCCCAAAUGAAGUUUAAGAGGUAUAUCUCCCUCUUUCUUUACACAAAGGAGGUUUUCU
This is a messenger RNA of Sinocyclocheilus anshuiensis, 1968 nucleotides long. Its product is annotated as transcription cofactor vestigial-like protein 3. Gene Ontology annotation, biological process: regulation of DNA-templated transcription. The coding region runs from base 186 to 1652 and encodes 488 amino acids. Gene Ontology annotation, cellular component: nucleus. The transcript is spliced from 5 exons. The record is from RefSeq and is a predicted model, not a curated record. Lineage: Eukaryota; Metazoa; Chordata; Actinopteri; Cypriniformes; Cyprinidae.